GAAACCAAAAUUCCUUUCUUUAUUUUGUUAGACCAAACCAAAAAACAUCGAGUAAAGUGGGAGAAACGAGCUGAAUCCAUGGCGGCCUCUAAGCUACAAGCUCUAUGGAACCACCCAGCGGGACCCAAAACCAUUCACUUUUGGGCACCAACUUUUAAAUGGGGCAUUAGCAUAGCCAACAUAGCUGACUUUGCGAAACCACCAGAAAAACUCUCCUACCCUCAGCAAAUAGCGGUUACUGCAACCGGAGUCAUCUGGUCACGCUAUAGCACUGUAAUCACUCCUAAGAACUGGAAUCUCUUUAGUGUGAACAUUGCUAUGGCCGGAACAGGCAUAUACCAACUGUCCCGAAAAAUAAAACAUGAUUACUUUCCAGAGGGCGAGGCAAAGCCUGCUGUUGCAACAGAAUGAUGGCGGAAUCUUCCGAAAAUGCCUUUUUUCCUGGGUCAAUUAUCAGUUGUUUUCUUGUUUUGCUGUUAAUUAAAAGUUGUUAAUUAUUUCAAACAUGUUGUGUUGUGGAAACCUGUAACAUGAUGUUGAGUUUAAUUCUGAUUUGUAGAGCCAUCAACAGAUACUGAACUGAUCAUCUGAAGCCCCAUCAAUUUCAAUAAUGCUUUUGUUCCCUCACU
Hibiscus syriacus is the source of this 629-nucleotide messenger RNA. RefSeq names its product mitochondrial pyruvate carrier 4-like. The transcript is spliced from 5 exons. Gene Ontology annotation, cellular component: mitochondrial inner membrane. The record is from RefSeq and is a predicted model, not a curated record. Gene Ontology annotation, biological process: pyruvate import into mitochondria. Lineage: Eukaryota; Viridiplantae; Streptophyta; Magnoliopsida; Malvales; Malvaceae. Bases 79 to 411 code for a protein of 110 amino acids.